UUCCUCCCAUUUGGAAUCGCAAAAUGUCGAAAACAAAAAUGUCGAAAAUCCCACUCUUCGUUGCAUACACGAUAACUCCCUCUGCCUUUCGAUCACUGUAAUAAUUUACGACACUUUCUUUCUUCUUCUUCUUCUUCUUCUUCUUCUACUUCUCUCUCUCUCUAGAUAUAUCGUGGGUGGGUGGCUUAUUGCAGUAGAAAUUAGCCCUAAUAAGCAGAAAAAAAAGAACCAGGGGCGUUGAAAAAUAAAUGUCGUCGUGGUUGAGAUCUGCGGUGAGCAAAGCGGUGGAGGUUGGGAACAAGAACAACCUCACUCGCACCGUCAAAAACUAUGCCGACACCGUCGUCCAACACGCCGGUCAAGCUGUUGCCGGAGGCGCCAAAAUCAUCCAAGAUCGCAUUGGUGCUCGGAAUUUCAAAAGCUUUAGGCAGACUCUUAAAAGAUUAGAAGAAGCUGCUGUUUCUUGUAGGGGCCCGGAGAGAGCCCAGUUGAUGAAAAGAUGGUUGGUUGUGCUUAAAGAAAUUGAAAAAUUAUCUGGGGUUUCCUUGGAGGAAAAAGAAAAGAAUCCAGAGCAGAAUCAUCCCUCUGAAGAACCAAAGGAGAAUAUGAAAAAACCUUCUAUGGUUUUGUAUUAUGAUCCGGAUCUGGGAGGUGAACCAAUGAAUUUUCUGGAUGUUUUUCUGUACAGCCAAGCUUUGGAGGGAAUAGCAAUAUCUAUGAUUCUUGAAGCACCAAAUGAAGAGGAAGUUUCUCUACUCCUGGAAUUGUUUGGGUUUUGUCUUACUGGAGGGAAAGAAGUUCAUAAUGCUAUAGUGAGCAGUAUACAGGAUCUUGCAAAAGCUUUUUCAGGAUACCAAGAUGAAGUACUAGUAAGGGCCUGGAAUGUUUUGGUGAAGCGGGAGGAAUUGCUCCAGUUUGCACAAGGUGCCAUCACGGGGUUGAAAAUUAAUGCUGAUCUUGAAAGAAUAGAUGCUGAAGUCUCUUCUCUAAAGAGAAAACUUGGUGAAAUGACAGCAACCAGGGAUUUUAUAGGUGAAGGUCAUGAAGCAGCCUCCAAAGAAACAACUGUUGCAACAAUAGAGGCUCUGAAAGAAGCUCUUGCACAUAUUCGAGUUUGUUCCAAAUUAGAAGGGCUUCUACUGAAGAAAAAAUCUGUCAAUGGUGGGGACUCUCCAGAGAUUCAUGCUCAAAAGAUUGAUAAGUUGAAAGUCUUAUCUGAAUCUCUUGCUAGCUCCAGCACAAAAGCCGAGAAGCGCAUAUCAGAUCACAGAUCUCAGAAAGAGGAAGCGGUAAAAUUUCGUGUGGCCAAAGAAAGUGAAGUCAGUGAAAUAGAGAAGGAAUUAGCAACUGAGGUUUCAGGACUCGAGAAACAAAGAGAUGAACUUGAAGCUGAAUUGAAAAAGGUUAAUAUCUCCUUGGCCGCUGCCCAAGCACGCCUUCGUAAUGCCCGGGAAGAGAGGGAUCAGUUUUAUGAAGCUAAUGACCAGAUUGUUGCGCAUUUGAAAACAAAGGAGGAUGAGCUUUCGAGAUCCAUUUCCUCAAGUAGGGUAGAAGCAGAUGUUCUGAAAACUUGGAUAAACUUUUUGGAAGAUACUUGGGUUCUCCAAUCCUCAUAUGUGGAGACUAAGGAGAAGCAGGUCAAUGAUGAAUUGUGGAGACAUGAGACCUAUUAUGUCAACUUGGUCGUUAGUUUCCUCUCUGCUUACGAGAAAGAGCUGAAGCCUUCCAUUGAGCGCAUCAGGAAAUUUGUGGAUCACUUGAAGAAUUUGAGGGAAGGGUCAGGAAUGGCAUCUGGUGUUGGUAAAGAAGAUUCCAAAGAACUAAACCCUGGAGAAACUCUUGAGGAGCAAUAUGUGAACUGUGAAGCAAAGAUUAUAACCACUUUCAGUGUAGUAGAUAAUAUGAAAGAGCAGUUCUAUACUCAGCAAGGGAAAGUUUCAAGGGAAGAUGAUGCAAGGGUCAAAGAUCUGUUUGAUAGUAUUGAAAAAUUAAGGGAGGAAUUUGAAUCUAUUGAGAGACCAGUUCUAGAAAUGGAGAAUCCCUCAGAGGCGGACACUCCUCGGGAGAAACAACCGGACAGUCCGAGACACCCUCCGAUGCAGGCAACAGAAUCACCAAAAGCAGCGAAGGAUAAGCGCCCCAAGUCACCUAAAGUCGAGGCUGAGCAGGGGCUCGAUACUGAGGCAGAAUUGGCAAAACUGGAAUCUGAAUUUGGGAAGGUUAGUCAAGACUACUCAGCUGAAGAGGUUGGUGACUGGGAAUUUGACGAGCUUGAAAGAGAGUUGAGAUCUGGUGACUCAGCAGCAAGAAAGUAGAGAUGAAAACAGUUGUGCCGAUGAUGAGAAAUCAUUGUAUUGUAUUCUAAUAAACAAACCGAUAAUUGUAUACGAUUUGCUUGGAAGCUUUCUUUGUAAUGUUGGGUUCUUGUUCUUUUAUUCAUGUGUAUAUUCUGAAACUUGUAUUGGGAGUUCUUGUAACAAGUGUACAACGUCAGUAUACUGUAAAAUAUAACCCUUUAGCAUAUGUUUUUUAUUUAUUUAUUUUCAACCUAUAAAUUUACAA
Messenger RNA from Camellia sinensis, 2562 nucleotides. RefSeq names its product structural maintenance of chromosomes protein. The record is from RefSeq and is a predicted model, not a curated record. Lineage: Eukaryota; Viridiplantae; Streptophyta; Magnoliopsida; Ericales; Theaceae.